CGCGCCGCUAGCCCCAUGCCGCCAGUCGGGACACCGGCGUUCGCGUAGCAGCAGUGUAGCAGCACGCAGAGGACGACGAGGACGCCGACAUCGAAGUGAAGCCAGUGUGUUUUGCCGCCCCAGGUCCGCCAACAGCACCGCCAUGGCCGACCAGCUCAAGGACCGCCUCGCCCACGUGAGCCUGGACCACGCCGACAGCUCCAACCGCGCCUGCGGCCUGGACCACCUGAGGGACCCCCGCCUCAACAAGGGCAUGGCCUUCUCCCUGGCCGAGCGUCAGGCCCUCGGCAUCCACGGCCUGCUGCCGCCCCGCUUCAAGACCCAGGAGGAGCAGCUGCAGCUGUGCAAGAUCAACAUCGACCGCUACACCGACCCCCUCAACAAGUACAUCUACCUGAUGGGGCUGCAGGACCGCAACGAGCGGCUGUUCUUCCGCUUCCUCUCCGAGAACGUCAACGAGUUCAUGCCCAUCGUGUACACCCCCACCGUGGGCCUGGCCUGCCAGAAGUUCGGCCUCAUCUACAGACGGCCGCGCGGCCUCUUCAUCACCAUCCACGACAAGGGCCACGUCUACGACGUCAUCAGAAACUGGCCUGAGAGUGACGUUCGCGCCAUCGUGGUGACCGACGGCGAGCGCAUCCUCGGCCUGGGCGACCUCGGCGCGUACGGCAUGGGCAUCCCCGUGGGCAAGCUGGCCCUGUACACGGCGCUGGCCGGCAUCAAGCCCAGCCAGCUGCUGCCCGUCACCCUGGACGUGGGCACCAACACCCAGUCCCUGCUCGACGACCCGCACUACAUCGGCCUGCGCCAGAAGCGCGUCAGCGGCGCCGCGUACGACGAGUUCAUCGACGAGUUCAUGAAGGCCGUCAUCCGGCGCUUCGGCCAGACCACCCUCAUCCAGUUCGAGGACUUCGGCAACCACAACGCCUUCCGCCUGCUGGAGAAGUACCGCGACAGCUAUUGCACCUUCAACGACGACAUCCAGGGCACCGCCUCCGUGGCCGUCGCCGGCAUCCUGGCCUCGCUCCGCGUCACCAACACCCGCCUCUCCGACAACGUGCUGCUCUUCCAGGGCGCCGGCGAGGCGUCGCUCGGCAUCGCCGGCCUCUGCGUCAUGGCCAUGAAGAACGAGGGCACCUCCGAGGCCGAGGCCCUGAAGCGCAUCUGGCUGGUGGACUCCAAGGGCCUGAUCGUCAAGAACCGCCCCGAGGGUGGCGUCACCGGCGAGAAGGUCCGCUUCGCCCAGGACCACGCCCCCGUCAAGACGCUCACCGAGGCCGUGAAGCUCGUCAAGCCCUCCAUCCUGAUCGGAGCCGCGGCCAUCGGCGGCGCCUUCACCCCCGAGAUCCUGCAGACCAUGGCCGCCAACAACAAGCGCCCCAUCGUGUUCGCGCUCAGCAACCCCACCAGCAAGGCGGAGUGCACGGCCGAGGAGGCCUACAACCACACCAAGGGCCAGGUGGUGUUCGCCAGCGGCUCCCCCUUCGACCCCGUCACCUACAACGGCAAGACCUACCACCCCGGCCAGGGCAACAACGCCUACAUCUUCCCCGGCGUCGCCCUCGGCGUCAUCUGCGCCGGCGUCAAGCACAUCUCCGACGAGAUCUUCUUCCUCGCCGCCCAGACCCUGGCCAACCUCGUCUCCCAGAAGGACCUCGACUCCGGCAGCCUGUACCCGCCCCUGGAGGACAUCCAGCACUGCUCCUCCGUGAUCGCCGAGGCCGUCGCCGAGCACGCGUACAAGACCGGCAUUGCCAACGUGUACCCGGAGCCUGCGGACAAGAAGACCUUCAUCCACAGCGCCCAGUACAACUACCAGUACGCCUGGUCCUCCGCCCUGCCCGCCGUCUACGACUGGCCCAACGGCGCCGGCGCGCACAUCUCCAACGGACACAAGGCCUAGGGACACCACCAAGAAGAAGAAAGAAAGAAGAGAAUUAAAACAUAAAAACAGAACGACGAUUUGUCCGUCCUUGGGACAUUCCGAGAACUCCCCGAGACUAAUCAGUGACAUUGUGAUAAUAUGACGCUGUGUGAGUGUAGGCGAUGAUCAUAUUGAUCGGAAAAGGAAAUUCGUUUUCAUUAAAAUAAAAAAAUGUUUGUGAACGUGGUCACUUGCAUCUCCACGACUUUGAGGGACGAACCGAGGCGAUUCUAUCCGAGCAGCCUUGCCACGAUCUCUUACCACAAGGAGGGCCUAUGGCUCGGCCUAACUGUACAUUUCAUUUUCAUUGUAAUUUAUUUAUUUUCAGAGAAGGAUUUUUUAGGGAGCGUGGGGUAAAAAAUAACCGAACAAUGGAGGGGAAGGGAUGGGUUCACAUGAAAAAUGUAUGUAUUUUGUUCCAUGAUAUUUCUGGAAAUUCUGUUCUAUUAUUAUCAUUCCGAGGCGCAAGAAAAAAAAUAAAUUGUUAAUUUAGGAUUAUUUACAUUUGUAACUUUGUUCUUUGUUAGCACUAAGCUAGCACGGAGCGCAUACUCCGAGUUGUUCUUCCAUGCCUGUUUUUCUUAGAGAAAUAAAAAACUGCAUUUUUAAAGA
Thrips palmi is the source of this 2536-nucleotide messenger RNA. RefSeq names its product NADP-dependent malic enzyme-like. The record is from RefSeq and is a predicted model, not a curated record. Gene Ontology annotation, cellular component: mitochondrion. NCBI's taxonomy places the organism in Eukaryota, Metazoa, Arthropoda, Insecta, Thysanoptera, Thripidae. Gene Ontology annotation, biological process: malate metabolic process; pyruvate metabolic process. Gene Ontology annotation, molecular function: malate dehydrogenase (decarboxylating) (NAD+) activity; malate dehydrogenase (decarboxylating) (NADP+) activity; NAD binding. The transcript has 8 exons. The coding region runs from base 143 to 1903 and encodes 586 amino acids.